This is a messenger RNA of Aspergillus ochraceoroseus IBT 24754, 1786 nucleotides long. Its product is annotated as WD40 repeat domain-containing protein. Bases 39 to 1697 code for a protein of 552 amino acids. Gene Ontology annotation, cellular component: anaphase-promoting complex. The transcript is spliced from 2 exons. Gene Ontology annotation, biological process: positive regulation of anaphase-promoting complex-dependent catabolic process; anaphase-promoting complex-dependent catabolic process; positive regulation of ubiquitin protein ligase activity. Gene Ontology annotation, molecular function: anaphase-promoting complex binding; protein binding; ubiquitin ligase activator activity. Lineage: Eukaryota; Fungi; Ascomycota; Eurotiomycetes; Eurotiales; Aspergillaceae. The record is from RefSeq and is a predicted model, not a curated record.
AAGCUACGAUCAGCUCUCGCCGUUGGUUUGGAAAGACAAUGCUUGGAGAAGAGCCGGUCAAGACCAAUAUCAUUGUUCCAAACCAUCCGUUUCGGACUUUGGAUGCCCCUCUCCUCCGUGAUGACUUUUACUGCUCAACGCUAGCAUAUUCUACUAUCGCUGGAACCCUUGCUGUUGGUCUUGCACAUCGCGUUUAUCUGUGGUCUGAGGCGUUUGGUGUGCAGCAUCCUCCUCUUGACGAACAGGAUCCCUCGAACUAUGUGACAUCUCUAUCAUUCUCUUCCGAUUGUGGUGGCAAGAGUAUUUUAGCCAUUGGAAGAAAGUCAGGUAUGCUGAGCCUCUGGAGCACUUUCGACUUCGACGUACGUUUCGAGAUAAGCCAUUCGGAUACCAUCACUUGUGUAGCGUUCAAACAGACAAAAUCUAGAAGGCUAUCCGAGAAGUUUGAAGGCCUCGAGGUAGACACGGAAGAUCUCGCUAUAGGCGACGACCUUGGAAAUAUUUGGUAUUAUUCAGUGGAGUGGCCAGUAGAAGAAGUGCGGCAGCGGUUUCGCUGGAAUGGCGCAGUGACUUUACUUGCCAAAAUAUCCGCUCAUACACAGCAGGUUUGCGGCAUAGCAUGGUCGCCCGAUGGACUUUACAUGGCAACUGGAGGUAAUGAUAACGUUUGUCUUCUGUUUGAACUUCAUGAUAUUAUCCCUUCGCGAGAACUUGGUGUUUCAUCCAAUGCCUACUCACCGCGCCAAGAUUGCAACCCAGAGGACAUGGAAUAUCAAGAUUCAUUUUCUUGUUUUGCGGCAAACGCAAGCCGACGGCUAUUCAAUAAACGGCAUCUUCUUGGCCAUUUGCUUCCGUCAUUGACUGCGCCACGAACCAGGUCUUUGUCAGCUCCCCUACCAUCUGUCUUCAGCCAGGAUGGUUCUAUAAUCUCAAAGGGUGAAAGAACAGCCUUCAUCCCGUCCAAUCGCCAAAAGCAUAAAUUGGUUCAUUCUGCAGCCGUCAAGGCGAUUGCAUUUGCACCCUGGCAACCAUCCCUUCUCGCGACUGGGGGAGGCUCUAAUGACCGUGCUAUUCAUUUCUAUCAUACUCCAUCUGGUGCAUGUCUAGCCACGAUCAAUGUGUACGCUCAGGUGACUAGCUUGAUUUGGAGCAGGACCCGACGGGAAAUUGUCGCGACGUUUGGAUUUGCACAGCCCGAACACCCUUUCCGAAUCGCAGUCUUUGCAUGGCCAAGCUGCGAACAAAUUGCGGCAAUCCCAUGGGGGCCUCACGGUGGCAGCUGGGACAGUCCUACCGACAACACACUAGUCGAUUGUGGGCGUGCACUUUGUGCUGUAAGUUACCCUGGACGACUCCCAUCUUAUCUAUACGAAACGCCUGAGGUUCUAGAUGAGCCUUCUACAGCAACCCCGGCAAUCCGGGCUCGAUUGACUGGACAGGACCAAACUAGACCAGCUCAGCGUCUGGUUGAGCGAGUGGUUGUCAAGCCUAGAGCUAAAGAAGGGGGUCUGUGGUGUUCGCGGACUGUACAGGAAGGUUGUAUUAUCGUAGCAUCUAGUGAUCAGAGCGUCAAAUUCCAUGAAGUAUGGAGUGUAUCGAAAGGACGUAAAACCUCAGCAGCUGGUCCUUACGGAGGCAGUGAGAUACUGGAGGGGCUCGAAGGACUGGAAAAUCCAGGACCCGAUAUUAUUCAUUAAACGCGAUGCUAACCAUCACGCGUAUUAUCAGCUGUACUAUUCUUAUACCAACCUUGACAGAGAGGAUGGAUAAUAGUCAAUCAAUCGAA